Zea mays is the source of this 1546-nucleotide messenger RNA. RefSeq names its product transcription factor MYB2. The record is from RefSeq and is a predicted model, not a curated record. Gene Ontology annotation, biological process: regulation of DNA-templated transcription. Gene Ontology annotation, molecular function: DNA-binding transcription factor activity; sequence-specific DNA binding. Bases 142 to 1362 code for a protein of 406 amino acids. The transcript has a single exon. NCBI's taxonomy places the organism in Eukaryota, Viridiplantae, Streptophyta, Magnoliopsida, Poales, Poaceae. Gene Ontology annotation, cellular component: nucleus.
AUCCGCCUCCAUCAACAACGUCUCAGUCUCAGCUCUCAGUACACAUCGGCAUCGUCGUCGUCCAUCCCAUUUUCUUGCGUUUCUCCACCGCAGCUGAUUCGAGCUCACUCAGAAUCUGAUCCGAUCCACCACUGCUCUAACAUGGAUAUGGACAUGGACAUGGCCAUGGCCAUGGUGGGCUUCGAUGAGGACAUGGACCAGGUGCUGGCGGCCAUGAGCCCCGCCGGGAGCUCCGCGACGUCGUCCGCGCCCACCGCCGCCGCCGCUCCACCAGCCGUCGUCGCAGCAGGCAGCAGCGACGACGACGAGGCCGGCGCCGCCGACCUCCGGAGGGGCCCCUGGACGGCGGAGGAGGACAUCCUCCUCGUCAACUACAUCGCCGCCCACGGCGAGGGCCGGUGGAACUCGCUCGCCCUCUCCGCGGGCCUGAAGCGCACCGGCAAGAGCUGCCGCCUGCGGUGGCUCAAUUACCUGCGGCCCAACGUGCGGCGGGGCAACAUCACCGCCGAGGAGCAGCUGCUGAUCCUGGACCUGCACUCGCGCUGGGGCAACCGGUGGUCCAAGAUCGCGCAGCACCUUCCUGGGCGCACCGACAACGAGAUCAAGAACUACUGGCGCACCCGCGUGCAGAAGCACGCCAAACAACUCCGCUGCGACGUCAACAGCGCCCACUUCCGCCACAUCGUGCGCCACGUCUGGAUGCCGCGCCUCCUGGAGCGCGCCCAGGCCGACGCCAGAUGCGGCGGCGUACAGGCUCCGGCCACCACCACGGCCAGCGCGCCGCCCGCGUGUUAUAACUACUACGACGACGGCCGCCAACACUUGCUGCAGCAACAGGGAAGCGCCCACCACGGCGUGCCGGCGGCGAGCGAAGCUCACCACCACCACCAAUACUACAGCGAGCCGGCAGGCCCGACGGCGGCGACGGCCACGGCCCUGAGCCCCGACGACGCGUCCAGCGCGCUGCGGCCGUCGUCGUCGCUCACGGCGGACGACGCGUCGCAUUAUGCUGCAGCUUACGCUUACACCUCGGCGGCCACGGCGACCCCGACGACAGACGACCAACAAGGCGUCCUGCACCACUGCGGCGCCGAUGCAAGAACCGGGCCAACGCCGAGUGACGCCGCCGGUGACGACGACGUGUUUGCCGGGACGACUUGGUCAGAGCUUCUCGCCACCACCGCUACCGGCGGCCCUCACGAGGACUGCAGCUCCAUGUCCAUGAUCGGCCUGCAGCUGCAGGACUUUGGGAUAGGGUAUUUCGAGGGCGGCCUCUGGAGCCUGGACGACCUUAGCUUAGAGCAGCCGUGCACGCUGAGCUCACCUGCUGAUGCAUAUCAUCAUCACCACGCAUGCAGCUAGCUAGGAGUAGUCGACAAGCAAGUCACUGAGUGAAAGAGACGACACAUGGAGGCACAGGUGAAGAAGAAUUAUAAUGCAUGCAUCAUACGGCAUACAUGUGAAAUGUUGUCGGAGACCAAAAAAACACAUACUUCUUUUUCGUGUUUUAGUUUAAAGAUAAACUUAUACAUACGGCCGACAAAUA